Messenger RNA from Camponotus floridanus (Florida carpenter ant), 3732 nucleotides. RefSeq lists its product as uncharacterized. The transcript is spliced from 8 exons. The coding region runs from base 964 to 2748 and encodes 594 amino acids. NCBI's taxonomy places the organism in Eukaryota, Metazoa, Arthropoda, Insecta, Hymenoptera, Formicidae. The record is from RefSeq and is a predicted model, not a curated record.
CGCAGUUUCGCAGCCUCCCUUUCGCGACCCGUAUCAGGUCUACCACGGCUCAACCAAGGAGAUUGCGUGCCAGUAAUUUCCCGCAAUUUCAUCGUCCCCGGCUGUCCGGGACGAGAUACUCGGCGUCCGAUCGUUAUUGCGGAGAAUCACGGACCCGGUUUCGGAUCCGGUCGCGUCCCUCGUCCGGGUCAUCCUCGGAUUCGGAUGCAUCUCUCUGCGUCGGAAAAUGGAAACCGUAAUCGCGACACAUCAAGAUCUGCUAGAAGAAGAAAAAUGAACUUUUAAUACGUGAAUAACAUUUAUGAUGAUUGUGCGAACAUCGAGAAGACAAAAGAUGAGGAAAAGAGAGCCAAGUAAAUAACAGAUGAAGAUUUAAAUUUUUUCCAUUUGCUUAAACGUAUAUAUACUGAUGGGAAAUAAAAUCGCGAGAAUGGCAUUUUCGACAAUGUAGGGAAAGGAUUGCGACAAGAUUUAUCGUCAUGCACUUAUAAUACGAUAUUUGAUGAUAUCGUUGCUACUUGAAGCGAAAUAGAACGAAGCAGCGAUAUACUGUCGUGAAAGCUUGUCACAGAUAAAAUGACCUGAGCAAUUGUAUGUACAUAUAUGUAUAACAAUGUAAAAUGUAUACAUAUAUAUAUAUGUUUACAAUAUACAACAUAAUCCAUCAACAAGCAAUUUCCAAAGCAUCUCUCACGAUACUUUCAUUAUCUUCGAAACGAGGCAAAGGAAAAUGAAUCUCGAAAAUCAAACUCGAUAAAUUAAGUUGAGUGAAAAACAUUAGAAUUAUACAUAAUGAUGUAAAGGAAAGGAAGAGGAAGAAAGAAGAGGCAUAAUGAUCGUGGAACCAAGUAUACAAGAUACAUAAAUCGGCCGAUUAGUUCAUCAGCUCACAUCUUCUCCGAUCGAUACGGAAUUCGCUUAACCGGCAAAUUUCCCGGUGAUGUAUCGUCAAGCACGAGUGAAAUGGCAGAAACGAUGGCACACAAUCGUACAACGUACGCCAAGAGGACAGCUAGGAAGCUGAAUCUCACGUCGAUGACGUUCCUUCCUUCCACUGUGGUCGCGGCCGCGAUUAACGCCGAGACGACGAUACAUCCGACUAAUCCGUCCACGGUAGCGACCGGCGAUCCUGCAGCCACCGUCGCUACCGUCAAAUCGCAUCAUCAUGUCCACAACGUGACGGAAUACCUGGUCGAGCAUGAUGAGCUGGAGCAUGGUAUCCUCGCCAACUUUUCGGACAUACAGACCGUUUUAUUCGCAUGCAUAUCGACAUUAUUACCGCUGAUUGUCGCUUUGGGAAUUGCCUUCGGCGUCAGGCACGUGUGGCAAAAGUAUCGAAAUGGCCGGGACAGCGGGAAUGGAUUACCUUGGUACAAGAGCGCGUGCAACCGCGAUAGCGCAGUCGAAUCCCAGCAUCAGCAUCCACAUUCCGGGAAUGUUCCCGUUCAAACUGCCACGAGGGUUCUCUCCGCGCAGGAUUUGGUGGAUAGCUUGGAUGCUCCCCGAUAUAUAUGCGAAACGGAGGUGAUGGAAGACGUAAAUGUCGCCCCGGCAGCGGCGAUGAUGGAGUACACUACUUCUGGUAACCAUACUAGCAAAAAUGCGAACGGAAACAUCAUCACCCUUACGCUCAAGAAUAAUCAUCUUAUCGUAGAAACGGAGGAACGUGCGGUAACAAUGGAAGAGAAGCCCACAUCGAGAUACAAAGAUAGCGGAUGCUCAUUCGUGGUGGAGGUACAGCCGGAUUAUGAUAGGGAAGAGACGGAAGGUACCAAAGGAUCUUCCGACGACAUGACGGCCGGUAUCACCGAUCAACAGGCUCUGGUACACAGAGAGGAAAUACCAGACGAUAGAUCUUCAGGUUUCGAAAAUACGCGAUUGUUCGGAAGCACCAAUACUGGCCUGUCGCAAUCAGAUCUUUCGAUAUCCAGCCAAGGCUCGGCCAAUCCCAGCUACCGCUAUGGAAAUCAGGUCGAAUACGAUUCUGGUAAUCUCGGUUAUCCUAUGUACGGCGGUAGUUACGAGUCCGAUAUAAUAUCGAGGAAGCUGGAGGGACGAUCCAAAUGGGUGGAAUUCGAUAAAUCGCCGGAUAUAGAGAAGAUACUGUUGGAUGAUUCCAGAAAUUUGACCAGUGAGGAGGAUGAAGACAAGAGUUCUCUCGGAAGACGAAAACUGUUCGUCCGCUUGCAGCCGCAGUUUUUCGGAAAAUCAAAAAACGUGUCGUCCCUGCAAGACGUCGUGAGCGCAGCGAUACGCGAGGGCACGUUGGAGAUUGACAGUCUACCGGACGCCGUGCGAUCGAAUCCGAAUCUUCAGGUGAACGGCACGACGCCCAACAAACUGGAGAUUAUGGAGCAGAAGGCUUUGAGCAACGACUUCUCCAAGACGGAGGGCAACAAGCCCGUGAUAACCGGCGCCCUGCUGAAGGACGACGUGCAGGAGGAUGCGUUCCAGGAGCAGCAGCGUAAAUUGGGCAACGGCACGCUAACGCCCGAGCACAAGGGGGACAACAGGACGACGGAUCGCAAACCGGAAGGUAGCGUCUUCGUGCCGAGUCACAAGCGGGCGGGCAGCAUCCCGCCCCGAUUGAUCGAGGAGACGCUCGAGAUGGAUCGUAAGAAGUCGCUCGACAUCUAUAACAAGUACAGUCAAAUCAAAACUAGUACUAGAGGCAUGCUGCCGAGCUUGAGUCCAAAGUUCGAGUUGCUGCAAAACGAGGUGAGCCCGAUCGAGGAAAAGGAGAGUUAAUGGACGUACGAGAAAGGGAAGAUGAGGAGGAAGGUGGGAGGGAUCGUCUUUGACACGGUCAUCGGAAUGUCCAACGUCCUCGGAGGUAAAUUGCAACGAAAGAUAGUCAGGGAUUAUUGAAGAAAAUGCAGCGAAUGCGAUCACUUGUACGGCGAAUAUAGUGCACUUUACGUAGGAAUUAUAUUACUGGUAUAGCGAAUUUGUAAUAUGUAAAGGAAACUUUUUCUCUCUCGCUCUCUUUCUCUCUCUUGUAUCGUGAUGGUCGCGUAGAGAUCAUAAUGAUCUCUAAGCCGACUAAAUGAGUACCUAGCUACGUAAAUCUCAUGCGACGAGGAAGAUUCAAUGCGAGAGAGAUUUUAGCGUUUUAUUAACAUAUAACCGAUUUAACCGAGGAAGAAAGGACGCGCUAAACGCUCUCUGCCUCCGCGGCAGACUUCUUUCUAUUCAGUAUUUUCAAAGAUCCGUGUGAUCAAUUAUAACUCGUUUCUCUUUUGUGAACAUAACGGGAGAUGUAUAACACAUGAACGGACAUGCGAUGGUAUUCUUUUAUUAUAGUUUAGAAAAUCGCUUCUUUCGUUUAAGAUAGGACAAUUUAAGGUGACGCUCUCUCGACACUUUUUAUAUGGACCAUGCUAUUUAGUCUGCACCGAUGGAGAAUCUUCUCUCGACCGAAACAAGUGAUAAUGAUCAACGUGGCAGUAAGUAAAGUCGAUCACGAGUGUAAUCAAAAAACAUUAAUAGUAAAAGGAAUAAGAGGAUCUUCUUUUCAUCGAUUUCACGUAGACAUACAAAUUAUCGCUAGUGAUAAUGAUGUAGUAACCAUAUAUUUCGCGAGAUCAAUAUUAUCAAUAUAAUUAGAAACUAUACAUAAGCGACGCUCACACAACUUUUUUUCUAAUUCCUGUUUUUUUGUUCAAGAUAUAUAAUUUGUAUUUUUGCAUUUGCAAAAAUCUUUUGACAUUUCUUAAUCUUCCAAAUAUUCAA